Molecule: messenger RNA, 3243 nt
Organism: Porites lobata
Lineage: Eukaryota; Metazoa; Cnidaria; Anthozoa; Scleractinia; Poritidae
Source: the annotation of a GenBank genome assembly
AUGUUUGCUAAGAAGUUGAUUGUUCUGGUUGCCUUUGUGAUGCUGAUUACUUUAUUGGAACAGAUAAAAUCAGGAGUUAAUGGGCGCGUGGCAAAACCGAAGAAGGCUGGUCGAGUUAAAGUCAUCCAUACAGGUCCCCGUGUUUGGAAACUCAAGAAAACGGUGGAAGAAUUGAAAAAGCAACUCGCCUCUUUGGAGCGGUGUGAACGUAAGAAACAGUUAACUACGCUUUAUUAUUUUUAUUAACCACCACCUUAAAACGUUAAAACAACCCUCUUGAAUGUGAUUUAUCACAAUAGGCGUCUCGCCCAAUCAAUACAAUUUAUUUUUAACUCGUUUGUUUGUUAGUUUUUCUUUUUGCUUUAAAGCAGUUUGCUUCAAGUGCAAUCUUUACAGAAUGUUGUAGUUCUUGCUCAGACGGAUUUCAUCACCUCAAAAAUUUGGGCGAAAAGGGAGAGGAAACCGCUACGUUAAAAAAACUUUUUGAUCUAAGAUCUAGAUAUGGCGUACGAUCCCCACCAAACUUCAUUGUUUGAAGUUUAAAUUCAUUAUUUAAAUUUCUACUUGAAUUUUAUAGCCGAAUAUAAAAUUUUACACUCUUCCUUCAGAUUUCGCAUCAUUGGAAAACUUUUUUACACUCGUCUUUUAUUUUUUAAACUCAACUCUUUUAUUUGACUUUGCUCGCCGUAUAUUUUCAACUCGCUUCAUCAAAUUACACUUGCCGAGUCAUCCUUGAAAAUUUUCAACGCGCCGACUUCUGAAUUUUCAUUCACGCUUCAGUGAUCGUUGAUCAAGACCAUCUGUUUUUGAUACGUGACCUUGUAGUUUUGCUCUAACGAGGAUACCUCCCAGCGAUUUUGCUCGUUUAUAUGAAAUGAUGGGAGGCUCGUUGUAUAUUUCUCUCUGUAGUGGUUGAUCUUGAAGUAAGUGCCAUUUGCUCAUUAAAAUUUUUUCUAUCAGAUUGUGAGGGUAGCCUCUGGCGUGAAGGCGUUUUUUGAAGUUGUAGAUGUUCUCAUAGAAGGAUUUAGCUGAGGAGUUAGUUCUCAGAAGUCUAAGGGCUUCGCCCUUGCUUUAUGAGACCUUUUCUGACCCUGUGAGGGUUACAGGAAGAGAAAUGCGUGUAUUGAAAAAAGUCUCUGUAGGUUUAAAAUGUGUGCGGAUGUCAAGGAUUCCUUGGUUGUGAAAUCUGUUGUGAAGUAUUUUGAAAGUUAUUUUUAAGACAGAUCUAUCUUAUCUUUUAAGUUUAGUUUUUGUUUCAUUAAGUCUUGUUUUUGGCCAUGCGUACAUGUUUUCCUGUUUUGAUCUUUUGUCUUUACUUGUACUUGAAGUUAUGCUUAGUUCGCGAAUUUACUUAUUUCCAUAUUAGGAAAGUUAUUCGCUUGGCAUUGUCAGAUGUUAGUUCUUUUACAGGUGAUCGUGUUUGUGGUGUUAGAGCUGACCUUCGUUCUUUGGUAGGCCAUCAACGAAUGAUGAUAUUCGUUCGGUGGGUCCGUCGUUUCCUGCCACCAUAGGUCGGCCAACAGGAGUUAGCUUAUGAAUCUUUGUGAGACUGUAGAAGACAGGUAUUCUGGGUGGGUUAGGUGUCUGUGAUAACCAUUUAACAGUCAUUUCGACAAUGAAACUUCCCUGAUGUAGUUCUUCGACUAUUUUUUUUUACUUUUUGGAAAGUUGCCCUUGCCAUGGGGUCUUCGAGGGGUGUGUAGUUGUUUCCAUUGUCUAGUAGGGUCUGCCCCUCUUGUGUUUUAUUUAGUUUGUUUAUUAUGACUGUGGUAGUACCUUUAUCCGCUUUAGUGACGUUUAUUUCAGAGUUAUUUUUUAGCUCUGUCAUAGCUUUUCUCUCAUUUAGUGGUAGGUUGGGUAUAGCUUUGGUUAUCGGUGUGUGCGCAAGUUGUAUUUUAAUUUCCUCUAGAUAGCUUUCUAGGGUGACAGACUGCUGAACUGGUGGUUCCCAGUUUGACUUCACGUAAAAGGGGUGGAUGUUUUAUCCUUGCCGUGAUAUAUAAACUGGAGCCACAUUCUCCUAGCAAAAUCUUUGAAGUCUGUAUAAGGAGUUGUUUUCUUAAUGCGGUUUCGUUUGUUAUUGGCAUAGGGACAAAUUUUAAUCCACGAGAGAGAAGAUUUAUCUGAUCAUUUGUAAGUUCUAGAUUGGAGAGGUCCUUUAUGUAUUUUCUAUUGGAUUCUGUUUUCAUAGCUCUAAUAUCUUUGCGGGUUUUCUUUCUGUGUGCUUUUUGGUCUUAAAUUUGCGCUUUCUAAUCCCGUAGUCCUUCUUAUUCCUUGACCCUGGCUCAGAGACCACACGAGUGUAAUCAGAAGUGUAAGUUUCAACAGUUUUAUUGUUUGCCUCUUUAAGAGUCCUUUAAGGUCGUACAACAUUUCAUUUACUUCUUCAAGACGUUUCUCUAGGUUAGCCGUGACUGCUUUUAAACUUUCUGGAAUUUUACAUGAGUCAGAUUGACUUUUGCUUGCUUAAACUGAUGUAUUCUUAUUACAAGAUUUGGCUUUUCGCAAUUGUGCCUGGUUGCGGUCGAUAGAAAUUUCUGCUAAGCCUCCUUUCGGAUAAUGUCGGACUUAAAGUCCUCGUCUGGAAAAAUGUUCGCUUUUGCGUCGUAACGCAAGUCUGGCGGACAAGUGCUGUUUUCCAUGUGUCUUUUCAGUUUAAUGACUGAUUGUUCGGAGCUCUCUAUUUUGUCUUUCAUGUGAGAGAUGUCAUUAACAUCAACCACUACUGAGAGAAAUGAGCCUCCCGUUAUUUCAUAUAAAAGAGCAAAAUCGCUGAGAGAUAUCCUCGUUAGAGCAAAACUAUAAGGUCACGUAUCACACUAUCACGAGCUUAUGAGUCGUGUUUGGCCUGUCAGUACCUUCCACCUAUCUCUGUGCGCUCGAUCAUGUAAUGGCGGAUCCUAUGCCAGCCACGAUAGAACCGGGAAAUCCCCACAAUUUAUGAUAAUACGAUUUAAGUACUCCAAUCGAAGCAAAAUUCCGCUAUAAUCACCGUCCUGAUAGGAAUCUAAACGCUCCAAAGUUUCUUGUACAACGGCGCUUGUUAUUUGUUUCUAUGUAUAUACUAAUCUUGUUUAGAGACAUACUUUAGCCCAUUAACAUUGUUAUAUUUAAAUGUAACAUAAGAUGUGUAAUUUUAUCUUUUGAGCAAUAAAGACACUUUAUUUAUUUUUAUUUAUUUAUUUAGCAAGUGCGAACGCUGCCGCCAUGUUUGUACAAAAGGCGCAAAGCAUGAUGGACUAA